AUAUUCGGAUCGACCCGUCCACACCGAGUGAAAGUCCGUGAAGAAGUUGCCUUGAGCGUUUGUUGUUGUUGCUGCUGCACGUGAAGCCGUCAUGUCUGCCGCCGAGCUUUAUGAUUUCAUUGUGAUCGGCGCUGGCGUGCAAGGAUCCUUCACUGCUUACCAGCUGGCUACGAGGAACAAGAAAACUCUUCUCCUUGAGCAGUUUACGCUGCCUCACACUCGAGGGAGCUCCCACGGUCAAACCCGCUUGAUCCGUAAGGCUUACGAGCAAGACUUCUACACCCAAAUGAUGAACGAAUGCUAUGAGCUGUGGGCCAAACUGGAACGUGAAACGGGUGCCACUCUCUACAGACGAACAGGACUCCUGGUGAUGGGACCAGAGAGCAGUCAGGGCUACCUGGGCUUUAAGAAGAGCCUGGAAAAGAACAAGACCCCAAUGGUGGUCCUGACCCCUGAGAACUUCAAUCAGCACAUUCCUAACGUCAUCCUGGCUGACGGAGAUGGAGCUUUUGUGGACACCACUGCUGGAGUCUUGUAUGCAGAUCGGGCGCUCAAGGUUGUACAGGGUCAGUUUCAGAAGCUGGGUGGUGUCAUUAAAGACCAAGAGAAGGUAACAGACAUCAAGCCCGGCCCCAUUGUGACCGUGACAACUUCUGCUGGAGUUUAUCAAGCUAAGGGAGUUGUGAUUACUGCUGGACCUUGGGCUAAAACAUUGCUGGCCCACGUGGGCAUACAGCUUCCGCUUCAGGUUGUUCGAAUCAAUGUGUGCUAUUGGAAAGAGAAGAUAGCAGAUACGUACCAUGUGAAGAAACGCUUUCCCUGCUUCUUGCUGACUGAGGGAGACGAGGCAAAGAGCCACAUCUACGGCCUGCCUUCCAACGAAUACCCUGGUCUGAUGAAGAUCUGCUACCAUAGCGGCACCGAGACGGACCCUGACCAGAGAGACAAGCUGACAGACAAGUCUGAUGUUGACAUUCUUCAGCGCUACAUCGCCCGCCAUCUCCCUGGCCUCAUCCCUCAGCCCGCUGUGGUGGAGAGCUGCAUGUAUACGGUAACACCUGACCAUCAUUUUGUGCUGGACUGCCACCCUGCACACGGAAAUAUUGUCAUUGGUGCAGGAUUCUCAGGUCACGGCUUCAAGUUUGGACCCAUGGUUGGCAAGCUGCUGUGUGAACUCAGCCUUGGAGAAGUGCCUUCCUAUGACCUCUCACCUUUCCGAAUCAGCCGCUUUCAGACAAACAUCAAGUCAUCUUUAUAGAUCAUAUAUCUUCUGUGAUAUGAAGGCUAAUAUGAGAGAUGCAACCACUUAUGCAUGCUUGAAGCAUGCUAGGAUAUUAAAAGGAGGAACAGUUUCGUUUAGAUCCAGAAUUGAUUCUUCAUCAAAUCAGUCAGCAGUCACCAUAAAGUGAAACUAAUAGUCAAUCCACAUUCAACUACACCCACUCUCCUUAUUAAACAUGUAUUAUUCAUUUCAGUCAUUGUAGAUACACUUUAGAUGAUGUUGCAAUCAUUUGAUCAUUUACAGUCUCCCACAUACGGUACGAUAUCAAAAAUACACAUCCAAUAUAAAUACAAAUACACUUUUAUACAGUUACAUUUACACAAUUUCAACAACAAUUUCACCUGAUUCAUUUACAGAGUUGGUGUGCACUUGUCGCUGGGAAAAGAUGACAUCUUUCAGGGGGUUGAGGACCCACCAAGGACAGAGAGAGUGCUUGAGAAAGCAGAGACAAGGGCCUCGCAUUGACCAGUACUUCCUACGAAACAACCAGUCAAAUCAGUCCAUUGAAGCACAGCAACAGGACAAAAACCAAAGUCCACAGAGCAUCAGCAUCCCUGUCACUGAGGAGGAUAAUACAGGAGAAACCCACACAGCCACAGAAACCUCCCAAGGAGGAUAAGAUCAAACGGCGAAGACCAAGUGUGAAGUGGCCCAACGCUGUCGAAAAGAGCGAGUGGGAAACAGUCAACAAUGAUCUGAUAAAAAUCCUGGAAAAACAAGGGGACAGCAAGACAUUGAAAAACUGAUCGGAGAGAGAAGGCAGCUGUGAAAGCAGUGGAAGAAGGCCUCUGAUGCAGCCAGAGGGGGUCUCACACUACUCCAGAGAGACAUCAAAUCUCGAUUGGCGACCUUACGAAGAGGAGAGAACUUCAGGAAACUGAGAAAGAGGAAGCAACACACAAGAACACGGUUCUAUAAAACCCCCUUCAACUUUUUAAAGGAUCUCUUUGCUAAGGAAAAAAAUGGAACCCUGAAAACCCCAAAGCAAGAACUGGAAGAACAUCUGGAAAAGGCAGACGAUGACACGAAAAGACAUGAACCCCUGGUCAUCUCACAUGAUAUCCACCUAUUCAACCUCCUGAAUUCCACCUGGAGACUGGUCCUCCAAAAUGAAGGGAAGUAGAGAACACAGUACAAGAUUAGCAUCAGCCCCUGGAGCCCAAAUGGAGUGCCGUGUAAGCUGUAUAAGAACGCACCAGAUGUUCUAGGCUAUCUGUUGGGGACUAUGAGGAUAGUAUGGCAAAGGGAAUAAUACCCAAGGCAUGGCGAAGGGCUGGAGGCGUAUGAAUUCCCAAAGAGAAGGAUGCAGCAGGCAUCAAUCAAUUCUGGCCAAUCUGCCUUCUCAACGUUGAAGGGAAAAUCUUUUUCAGCGUGAUAGCACAGAGACUGUCCACUUCCCUGGAGAAGAAGAAGUACAUUGAUACAUCUGUACAGGAGGCCAGCAUUCCAAGGUUCUCUGGUUGUUUGGAGCAUACCAGUAUGAUCUGGCAGCACAUCCAAACAGCUAAGAAGGACAAAAGAGACCUCCAUGUAACCUUCCUCGACUUGGUAAUGCCUUUGGAUCAGUUCCCCACAACCUCCUCUGGGAAUCCUUCAACUUCUUCCACGUCCCAUUAUCUAUCACUGCUUUCGUGGGAGCCUACUUUGAAGACCUGCAAGUGUGCUUCACAACAUUUCUUUACCGCAGAUCCGGCUUUGGUUUGACCUGUCUUGAGGAAUCAAUGUCUGCGCAUCCUGGCUUGGUCUUUGUGCAACCAAUGAAGCCUAGAUGCUCUUGUUUUGGAUUGGUUGAACUAAACUCAGUCAUUUAUCCUGGAUGUCUGAACCCUACUUUCGUCCAACAGGUGCCUGGUCGAGAACCCCAGUCCACCUACAUGACAUAAAACCACAAACAUCAACAAACACUUGGUGGCGGAGACAAGUAAUAACAUCCUCUAGAACAGGCACUUACAUAAGCGAGGCUCCAGUGUGUGUGAGAGAGAUGGCCAUCUGCCUUGGCCAACUGGCUUUCAUUCCAGUCAUUUCAUAUUAACUAUGAUAGUCAUGUCUAGAGGGCUCCAAUAAUGUUAAAAACAUUUAGAAAAGUAAACAGUUUUCUAUGCUCCAACUACAAAAAUAUUCCAUUCCAAGGAAUCCUACUUCAAACCAAUUAACUGUGAUAAAGGAUUACUGUUGGGGGGGAGGGGCUGGUGUGUCUAUGUUAUGCAAUAACACAAGUACAAAAGUCAUGGAGGCAUUGGAAAACAAUCACCAUUUUUUUUUAUUUACAAUAUAUUAAAACUGUAAUGCAAAAAUUUAUCACAAGAGGUCAAUUUGUUCAAUAAUGAAAAUAAAGCAACUAUUUUCAAAGCUAACAUAAAUCAUAAACAUAUAUAUAUAGUGUGUGCAGUCAGUAAAGUUAUGUAUGCUGUGUUUGUCGUUUUCCAGACACUCGAAUCUUGGCUCAUAAAGUCUGUAGCACAAUUCAAUAUUGACUGCAUAGACAAAACCAAAAAGCAUUUCUACAAACUCAAAACGCUUUGCAGUUCGGAGCUCAAACGCCAUUUGACUUCAUGUGGACUUUAUAAGCGGCUUGUCCGUAUUUGUCCAUGCUGCUGCGAACGUGUCAGCCGCAAGGCCGCAAAGGGAAACUGACGACGGCUUGGCGUUUGUCGUUGCAUGGAUUAAAAAAAAAACAAGCAAAUGUUGCAAAUUGAAAAGGUGAAUGCUGUAAGACUGCGCAAUGCUGGUGAAGGUCAACAUUCCCAUUGGCCAACAAAUCCCGUGAGAAAUUAACACAAGAAAUUAUGCAACUUAACCAUAAUUCUCGGGCAAGAAAUCAGGUUUGCUGUAGCCACACUGAACAAUAAUAGUAGAUAUAAAGGUGCGGACAUGUAAAGGAAUUGCCAACAUAAGCAUCAUUUCAUAAGGCCUUGAAAACAUGGCUGCUUGAGGGUCAAAACUGCAAUCAUAAUUUACAGGCAUUGGCAUAAAAAGAAAGGAACGUGGAUCUGGGGAUGUUUGGGGAUUUGGGGAUGUUUUUCUCAACUUCGACUUUUGUACCUCGACUAAAUAGUACAGUGGAACCUUGGUUAGUGUUUUUCAGUUAAAAGUCAUAAUUUGUGUCCAUUUUCUGGUUAGCGUACAAUAUGGCACACAUCUGUGCGAGUCCAACUGUUCUCACAUGUUUUUUUUUUAAUCACAAAACGGCCUUGUCAGCAUCCUAUUGGAAGCGGAAGUCAGCUCCGUUGCCUGUUGUCAUCAGUCACGCCACAAAUCUGUUCUUAUUGAGCAUGGCUGCAAAAUAACUCAAAAAAUGGAGCCAAAAUAAGUUGCAAGUGGCAGCAUUUUGAUAAAGGUGAGAAGCACUAUUGAAUUCAAGAAAUAACUCGUAGCAAACCAGGAAGGUGGUGUAAGUAAGUAAUUUAUCCCUUCCAUUCAUCAUUUACAUGCUUUGUGUUAACAUUGUUGUCUUUCUGCAAAGGAUUCAUUGGAUUUACAUUAGUACUUAUGGGAAAAAUGAUUGGUUAGAGCAGGGGUGUCCAAACUUUUUCCAUCGAGGGUCGCGUUGUGAAAAAUCAAAGGAUGCGGGGGGGCCACCGUCCAUUUUUUUUUUUUUUAA
Molecule: messenger RNA, 4883 nt
Organism: Dunckerocampus dactyliophorus (ringed pipefish)
Lineage: Eukaryota; Metazoa; Chordata; Actinopteri; Syngnathiformes; Syngnathidae
Gene: pipox
Product: pipecolic acid oxidase
Exons: 8
Coding region: 92-1258 (388 amino acids)
Cellular component (GO): peroxisome
Molecular function (GO): L-pipecolate oxidase activity; flavin adenine dinucleotide binding; sarcosine oxidase activity
Source: RefSeq, a predicted model, not a curated record